AAUCAUCGUCAUCAUGCAAGGUCGGGUGACGCAGCAUUCGUGCCACCACGGGUGACGUUAUGGACCUCAGCUGAAACACCAUCCCCAUUCCGGCCCCUCAGUUGAGUUGACGCGCAGCUAUUGUUAUUUCUCUCCAAUCUUUCCUACUACUACUGCAGUUUCAGUUUCUGCGCCUUCCGAUUCUGCGAUCUUCGUCCGCGUCAACGUAGGGGUCGGAUUCUGGCUUUUCGGAGAAGUUCUGGUGGCUGCAGUUUUGUCGGGAUAUUGUGCUGAUCGUAGUUGUUUGUUCGUCGUCGUCUGAUUUGGAUUUUAAUUUCUUUGGAAGAAUAAGGGAGCAUGCAAUCCAAGUCUAACAGUGCCAAUCAAGGAGAAGCUAGCCCUUAUAAUAUAACAAAUUUCAGUGCAUGCACGGAGCCUUGGCGGAAGAGUAAUAGAUAUAAUUCCCUUUCCCAUGCAUUGAUGAGCAGAAAUGCAUCUGAGUCAUCAUCACUCGAGCAAUCUGCUGAUGGUCAAUCGCACUCUGAAGGCGGAUUAUAUGAAGAAGAUGAAUAUAUUGUCAAAGAAUCAAAGGAUGAUGGCAACAAACAAUCUCCAAGAACUUUACCACUCCAACAAGGAUCUGAUAGAAAUUAUCAUCCGGAAGUGACAAAUCUCCAGCAAGAUGGACAUCCCUUACAACCUAUGCCUGAUGAGAAUAUUACACAGCCGGCGCAGCUUGAUCUUGCUUGUGCAUCUAAUCCAUAUGAUCCGUAUUAUGGUGGGAUGAUGGCAGCUUAUGGUCAACCUUUGGUUCCUCAGGUAUAUGAUGUUCAUCAAGUGAGGAUGCCAUUGCCCCUGGAGGUGGCACAGGAGCCGGUUUACGUCAAUGCGAAGCAAUACCAUGGCAUCCUACGAAGACGGCAGUCGCGUGCUAAAGCAACACUCGAAAAGAAGUUAACAACAUCACGGAAGCCUUAUCUCCAUGAAUCCCGACACCAACAUGCCAUGAGACGGGAAAGAGGUUCUGGAGGACGUUUCGCAAAGAAGUCCAAUGCAGAUGCUUCCUCCAAGGGAGCUGGCUCCAGCUCUGUAGCUUCACCACAAUCCAAUAAUUCAUCAGCUUCCAAACCAGCAUUCUCGGGAGUCGAAUUAACAGAAGCUCAAGACUUAUACAGUUCAGAUCCUGGAAGCUACAGAAAGCCAAACCCCCAUCAAGAGCCAGUAUAUCACUCCCGGCAAGGCACCAACCAGGAAAGCCUUGCUUCAGGACAGCAGUGGGGUAACAUUUCUUCGAACCAUGCACUCGCUAUGCAAUAAAAUCGGCACCGGUAAGAACAGGGAAGUCAUUACUGCUGGUUACUUUGCUUAAAUCCCAGCGCGGCAACUCAUUCUUGGCUGUUUUUUAAUCACUCCGGGGGAUGGGAACUUUCUCUAUAAAUAUUUGUUACAUAUUUCCAUUUAGGAUUAGAAUCAGCCAGCACUAGUAUAGUUAUUAUGAUUUUAGUGAGUUAAUAAUGAUGUUUCCAGUCACAAGUAUAGUCUACUGUAUAAAUUUUCAUGCUUGAUUGUUGUCUUGUAUGUCUAAAAUGUAUCUACAGCAGCUGGUUAGUCCUUUUUACAAUAAUAAUAAUUAAUAAUUUCAUGUGACU
This is a messenger RNA of Andrographis paniculata, 1628 nucleotides long. RefSeq names its product nuclear transcription factor Y subunit A-1-like. Bases 337 to 1296 code for a protein of 319 amino acids. Lineage: Eukaryota; Viridiplantae; Streptophyta; Magnoliopsida; Lamiales; Acanthaceae. Gene Ontology annotation, molecular function: DNA-binding transcription factor activity, RNA polymerase II-specific; RNA polymerase II cis-regulatory region sequence-specific DNA binding. The transcript has 6 exons. Gene Ontology annotation, biological process: regulation of transcription by RNA polymerase II. The record is from RefSeq and is a predicted model, not a curated record.